AUGAUCUAUUACAUCAAAAACAAUCUUAUUGUUGUAGUGGAACAAAGUUCUGUGGCAGUGGAUAGACAAUUACAGGAUGACUCACAGAGAGAGGAUGCUAACAUAUUUAAGGAAGCAAUACUAGAGAUAUUACCAGAGGUAUUUGCUAAUAAUGAUUCCAUAGUAGACCAGCUCAAGCAACAUGUACCUGUUUGUAAAGCAAAUUAUGUGAUAUCAGAAGUGUUGCCAGAGGUUAACUCCAAGUUAUUGGAGAAAAGAGAGAUGAAUAAAUUCUUGAAUGAAGCACAUAAGAAAAAUAUUAGUGAUAAAAUAAGAUAG
This is a messenger RNA of Acaulospora morrowiae, 318 nucleotides long. The record is from the annotation of a GenBank genome assembly. NCBI's taxonomy places the organism in Eukaryota, Fungi, Glomeromycota, Glomeromycetes, Diversisporales, Acaulosporaceae.